This is a messenger RNA of Zymoseptoria tritici IPO323, 654 nucleotides long. RefSeq lists its product as uncharacterized. Gene Ontology annotation, biological process: translational initiation. The transcript has a single exon. Gene Ontology annotation, molecular function: translation initiation factor activity; RNA binding. The coding region runs from base 238 to 654 and encodes 138 amino acids. NCBI's taxonomy places the organism in Eukaryota, Fungi, Ascomycota, Dothideomycetes, Mycosphaerellales, Mycosphaerellaceae. The record is from RefSeq and is a predicted model, not a curated record. Gene Ontology annotation, cellular component: nucleus.
CCUGCAACGAAAUGAAGAUCUCUACACCGAGGACAUCUACCAGAAUUCUAAACCUCACACGCCCGGCGGACAACACUCCGACACGGCACUCGACAUUGGAGAAACUGACUUUCCUCCACCGCCAAGCAGCACACCGCCUCAUUGACUGCAGAUCAGCAAAGAAAUCAUCUUGCCAUCGAGCUCUCGACAGCUCAUCACACGGCACACCUCCAUUUCGGCAAGCUGCAGCUCGCCGCCAUGCCCAAGCCCAAACGAAACAUCCAAGCUGUGGCCGAGGAGACCCUGACCCCACCAGAAACCCUCACAGCCGAUCAGAAAAUCGCGCGCGUCAAAGGUGCCGCCGGCAACAACCUCUACAACUUGGAGCUUCCCUCUGGUGAGGCACUUCUCGCAGAGCUGCCCGCCAAAUUUCGCUCGACCAUCUGGAUCAAGCGCGGUAACUACGUCCUGGUCGAUGCUGCUGGACUCGCCGAUCGUGGUAACAAGCUCGGCGGGGAGAUUGUGAACAUCGUGCGUGAUGAGCGGACGUGGAGGAAGAAGGAAUUCUGGCCUGUGGAGUUUGCUGCUAAGAAGUCGACGUAUCAGGAGACAUCCGAUUCUGAAGAUGCUCCGAACCGAGAUAUGCCGCCUUCCGACUCCGAGGAUGAGGAUUGA